UGCGGUGCAUUUAGCAUCUUUCUAGUAAGUAUACUGUUCUAACUUCUAAGCCAAAAGUCCCAACCCAAACCGAGCCGCCUCAGUGCCCUAACCUUCCCGACCGGCCGACCCUCCUCGUUUUCAUAAUGAACCCCUCAUCAUCAUAAUUAAUCAAAUUUAUUAUCCUGUUCACCCACCUACCCUCAGUCUUCUUCGCUUCAUCCCUCUCUCGCUGAAAUAUCAAAAGAUAAAGGAAAAACGUUCCCAUCUCCUUCAACCACACCAUGGCAAGAGGUUCCUCUCAGUCGCAGUCCUCCACUUCAUCAUCAGCAUCCCGUCCAGGUGUCAUGGCUCCUCGCGGCUCCGCUGCCGCCACAGCCGGUAUGCGUCGCCGCAGGCUUGUCGGAGGCUCCUCAUCUGCCUCCGCCUCAGGCUCCGUCGGCACCGGUUCCGGAAGCAACAUGCUCCGAUUCUACACCGACGAUGCUCCAGGCUUGAAGAUCUCCCCCACCGUUGUCCUCGUCAUGAGUCUCUGCUUCAUAGGCUUCGUCACCGCUCUCCACGUUUUCGGCAAGCUCUAUCGGGCCAAAACCGGAGCUGGACCGUGAGUCAUGACUCGAACCCGAUCCUUCUUUUCGGAUCUCUGAUCAGUUCUUGAAUCGAUAACUGAAUUCCACUCUUUUCCUCUUUCUUUGUUGUCGUUUCGUUUGACCAUUUUGGUUUUAGCUUUGUAAAUGAUGAAUAUCAAACUUUGUAAUUACUUAGCAUUUUUAAUGCGUUGAACUUUUAAUUUCGUUGAUGUUAGUAUUACUUUCCAAGGCAAUGAAUCUGUUUUUUUUUUUUUUUUUACUCUUUUUCUUUCAAUUUCCAGAAAAGGGCUUUGCUCAUCCUUUCUGAAGGUUACAUUUACAACGAAAGAAAAGGGUCAAUUUUUUCGGCAUUUGUUAUUCUUCUGUGAUAAUGGCUGAAAUUUAUACAGAACGUAGCCUAACCCACCACCAGCUGCCUUAUUACAUUUGAAACGGUCGGUACCAAAAAAACGAGAAUGAAAGUUAGAUUUGGUCAACCUAACUCCGGCGGCGAACGGAAGAAAAAACGAAUCCUCGACCUCGCCAAAUAAAAAUAGAAGAAUUGGGCGCGGUGUUCACGCUGUUAUUUCAGUUUCCAGCUCCCAUACCAAUGUAUCCGCUCUACCCCCAAUUUUCCACCCCAAAAUUAGAAACAGCACCGAAAUGUGAAAACCAUGGAGCUAGAAUCAGACCGAGAGAAAACAAAAUGACAGUUUUUUUUCUCCUUUCUCUUCUUUUACUAAUUCCAAAACGGAAAUUAAAAGACGACGGUGAUUGACUUCCUCUUCCGAGUCAACAAAAUAUGCAAGAAAUAUGAAAAGGACGAUCCCAAGAAGCAACGCGAAUCCAAUGCCUUCGCUCGCCUCUACGCUCUCGUUGAAGCAGACAUUGAAACGCUUCCAUGUUAGAUUUCAUUUCCUUACCAUUUCGUUUUAUUGUUUUCUAUUCAAGCCUUAAAAUUUUUUUUUAACAAAACAAUUUUGGAACAAAUGCUGAAACCAAGAUGAUCUCGGUAGAGAAGAAUAGAGCAGCGGCGGUGGCAUUGAGUGCUGAGGUUGGUCGAUAAAGGCUCGACUGAAGGAGGAAGUUCCUAAGCUGCAAAAAUUGGCUAAAAAGGUCAAGUGAAUUUCCAAAGAGGAUCAGGAAACUCAUUUUGAUCCGGUUCUUGCACUACCCGAGUGGAUGAAAGCCAUUCCAGAUGGGUCUAAAACUGCUGCAAACCAGUUCGGUGGAUGGGGAGAUUCAUCAUGUAACAAAAACAUCAAAUUUGGCUCAUCAGGAUGAAGGUCUUGAUAUUAUAUAAGAAGGAUUGGACACAGUGAGAAACAUAGCUCUUGACAUGAAUGAGGAAAUAGAUAGACAAGUUCCUCUAAUGGAUGAAAUUGAUGCAAAGGUCGACAAGGCAACAUCUGGCAUUCAAAGGACUGAUGUUAGACUCAAGAAAUCUGUCACCCAGAUAAGAUCCAGCCAAAAUUUCUGCAUUGACAUUAUUCUGCUGUGUCUCGUUCUAGGGAUUGCUUCCUAUUUGUACAAUGGGGUGAAAUUACCAUCCAAAGGAGGAACUAAAAAGGGCAAAUUCUCAUUGUCAGAAC
Durio zibethinus is the source of this 2140-nucleotide messenger RNA. The record is from RefSeq and is a predicted model, not a curated record. NCBI's taxonomy places the organism in Eukaryota, Viridiplantae, Streptophyta, Magnoliopsida, Malvales, Malvaceae.